Malaclemys terrapin pileata is the source of this 768-nucleotide messenger RNA. It is a transcript of the gene BORCS8, whose product is annotated as BLOC-1 related complex subunit 8. The record is from RefSeq and is a predicted model, not a curated record. Bases 72 to 398 code for a protein of 108 amino acids. Gene Ontology annotation, cellular component: BORC complex. NCBI's taxonomy places the organism in Eukaryota, Metazoa, Chordata, Testudines, Emydidae. The transcript has 4 exons.
GUUGCCCGCGGGUUGGGAUUCCGGUCCGGCUUCGGCAUCCGCUACACCCCCCCCCUCGCCCCCCGCCCGCGAUGGAGGAGACCGAGAUGCAGCUCAAGGUGAAAAAAGUUACAGACAAAUUCACAGAGAGCAUGUACAUCCUGGCCAACGAGCCGUCUGUGGCACUGUACCGACUGCAGGAGCAUGUCAGGCGCUCCCUUCCGGAGCUAGCCCAGCACAAGGCUGACAUGCAGAGCUGGGAGGAGCAGAGUCAAGGAGCCAUCUAUACUGUGGAGUACGCCUGCAGCGCCAUAAAGAACAUGAUGGACAGCAGCGUGUAUUUUGAGAGCAUCGACAGGCUGCUCAAGCAUGUCAUCGCUGUGAAGGAUCAGCUGAAUUCCGCUCCGGGCCGCAGGUAGCUCGGGAGUCUGACACCCCGAAUUCUGAGAACUGCCCUAUUGCUUUAUAGGAACGUUUGUUCUGUGACUGCUGAAGGCUUCACGGGCUGUAACUCCGCAAACUACAGACAGGCCAGGCAGUUACACGCAUAAUGUGACUCUGUGCUAUAAUUUAAAGGAAUAAGCUCCUUGCCUUGCAGUGAAACUCUGCUUCACUGUACUUUGGGAAGAAAAGCCUCUUGUUUACAAUGUUUCCUGCAAAAUAACUUCUUUCCCUACGUUUAAAGAGGGGGGGGGCUUUUAGGUAACAUGUAGCAUUUUUGUGCAGUGUUAAACAUUUGUAGCAUGGCGAGGGCCAUAAUAAUAAAUGAAUGUUUUGGUGCUGAGGAAA